GAUGGCGGCGGCCACGGCGCCCGCGCAGCCCUGGAGCGCGGAGGAGCUGCGGAGCGAGGCGCUGCCCAAGAAGGACAUCAUCAAGUUCCUGCAGGAACACGCGGCGCAGGCGUUCCUGGCCGAGCACCGCCUGCUGGGGCAGGUGAAGAACGUGGCCAAGACGGCCAACAAGGAGCAGCUGAUCGCGGCCUACACGCAGCUGUUCCUCACGCAGGUAUGGGCGGGCGCCGGGUGCGGGGCGCCGGCCUCCCUCAUCGCGCUCAGCGCCGGGGCCGCCUGGCACGCGAUCUUCGUUUGCUCCUCCGUGUCGGCCGGCCGCGUUGGCGCUCCCUGCGCGCUGCCGGACGGCCCGGCCUUCCGGCGCGGCAGUGCGGGGCGGGCUGCGGCCCGGCGGAGCGGUGCGCGCGGCUUUGAGUGA
Molecule: messenger RNA, 418 nt
Organism: Centrocercus urophasianus (Greater sage-grouse)
Lineage: Eukaryota; Metazoa; Chordata; Aves; Galliformes; Phasianidae
Product: peptidyl-prolyl cis-trans isomerase FKBP3-like
Exons: 3
Coding region: 2-418 (138 amino acids)
Source: RefSeq, a predicted model, not a curated record